UAGGUUUCAUUUAUAAAAUUUACCUUUGACAACUAUUAUUAUUUAAACUAAAGAAAUGUAUUCUAUGACUUUUUAUCCACAAAAAUAAGCGUUUCCUAAGAUACAAAGGAAGUAGUUUAAUUAAUAUUUUUUGUUUAUUGCAGUACAGUGUUACAUUUGCCUUAAAGGCGACUCAAAUAAUUUUCUUAUUAAAAUUAUCAUCUUCAUGUUAUUUCUACAAUAUGCAGACAUUUCUAUGUUUUAAACAUUUAUUUAUAGGAAUCAUCCACUCUUGUCAAUUUCAGAUUUCAGAUUAUUGAUAAAACCAUCGUUUGUUCGGAUAAGUGGCACGGAGUUUAUAACAUCGAAUCCUGUGGUGAAGAUAACCAAAAAGACCGAACUUCAAUAGAAAAAUCAUGAUGAGUAAUUUACGAUGCGACUUUAAUAUUAUGUAUAUAAGUAUUGAAUAACGUAUACAGUGCUAGAAGGUACCCACAUACCAAUAAGCGUUUAUAUUAAAAUAUUACCUAUGUAUAUUCAUUGUAUAUUGGUAACUAUUAACAGUUGUAAGCAUAUAUUCUAUAUCAUACACCACACCGUAUGGUAUUUAUUCGAGACUCACGAGUGACCACAAGUGGAUCAACAUUUUAAUUAGGGUCGGGGAAAUGAAAUGUUUACAAAAAUGAAAUUUUUUUUUUUAAUUUUUGUUUUUAAACCCUUCAUGUUUCAACUAUAGAUAAACUGCAACGACAAUAAUCGACGGGUUUUUUUUUGAUGAUAAUUGGACAGUUCGAUGAGCAUGUGUAAAUUAUGGGCGACGUUAGAUUACAUAGCUAUAACGACCAUCGCGCAAUUGGCGAUCGUUUUCGGUAUCAUCUUUGGCCUGGCCGCGCGGUUCUGGUGGACCCGGAACACGGUCGAGACAAGACAACAGUACUCGGCCAUGUUCUGGGAGAACAUCCUAUACAUCGAGUUGGCGGCGGCCUGCUCGCUGGCCCUGUUCGCGGCAUUUCUGUGGAAGCACACGGAACGGGACCCGUGGACGGGCAGUCGCCGAUUGCUCCUGUUCAGUGAACAGAUGCUCAUGAAACAGGCGGAGCGCGAGACGCGGGAUAUUCUGAAGUCGACUCGCCCGAAUCAGCUCGACUCCACGCACCCUGGUUACGUGCGCGUGGCCGGCGUGGUAUCCCGGCUGUUGGCCGCCAACUCCGGGGUGGACGCGAUCCAAGACCACCAGUGGACCGUGGUGGUGGUGAACAGCCAGAGCGUCAACGCCAUCGUCGAGCCCAACGGGUUGGUGUUGGUAUACUCCGGGCUGAUGUCCAUGGCCAACGAUGAUCAGCUGACGAUACUCAUCGGCCACGAGUUUGCGCACUGCGUUCUCCGUCACGCCAACCAAAUCAACAGCCUUAGGUUCGCGAUCACCGCACUGUGCCUGGUGCCGGCGACCCCUUUGAUCUUUGCCCUGCUGCCGUUAGGUUGGAACCUGUUGACACAUUUGUGCUUGUCAACCGCCGUAACGUUGUUCAUAGUACUGCCAUGCAUCCGGUCGUACGAGACCGAGGCCGACCGCAUUGGAAUGGAGAUGGCCGCCAAAACGUGCGUGGACGUCACCCAGGGCCACCUGUUCUGGAGCUCUAUGGCCACGACAAACAAACAGCACAAGCUGUGGUGGUGGCUGUCCAUGCACCCGACCUACGAAAGUCGGUCCAGGCACUUGCUCAAUUUGAUACCCGCGGCCAUGGAGAUCCGAAGACAGGCUGGCUGCUAGCGCUCUUCGCGCCGACUCAACGCUCAGUCUCACCCCUAAAAUAAUUUCGUCCCGGCCGCCUCCUGAACGCCACCAUCAACGAUUCUACUACACCUGCUACUAUUAUUACCAGCUGGUGAUAACUUCAAGGACGCCUUUUUCGCAGGGAUAGAACGAAAACUUCGUCGAUAGGUAUUUAAAAAAAGUGUUCCGUUACAAUAAGCUUAUAACUAACUCUUGAGUUAUUACGGUUGUUGUCCGUCGCAAAACCACACCAAAGAAGAUUAGUUUUCUAAACAAACUACGGUUCACUGUGAUCGAUAUAUAAUAUAUAUAUAUAUUUGUUUGUAUUUUUAUGAACAUGUAUUUUAUGUUUUUUUUUUUUUAUAUCAAACGUCAUAGGUACGCAGUUGCUACUUGAUAUUCUUGUGAAUUUAUAUAUUUUUUUAGUGCUGUUGUGGAAUAUAAUUACA
This is a messenger RNA of Myzus persicae (green peach aphid), 2202 nucleotides long. RefSeq names its product metalloendopeptidase OMA1, mitochondrial-like. Gene Ontology annotation, biological process: mitochondrial protein processing; protein quality control for misfolded or incompletely synthesized proteins. The transcript is spliced from 2 exons. Bases 773 to 1750 code for a protein of 325 amino acids. Gene Ontology annotation, molecular function: metalloendopeptidase activity. The record is from RefSeq and is a predicted model, not a curated record. Lineage: Eukaryota; Metazoa; Arthropoda; Insecta; Hemiptera; Aphididae. Gene Ontology annotation, cellular component: mitochondrial inner membrane.